AUGCCGUCGUCGCAACCGCCUCCUCACGUCCUCCUCGUGUCCUUCCCUCUCCAGGGCCACGUCAACCCGCUCCUCCGCCUCGGCGCCCGCCUCGCCGCCAGGGGCCUCCUCGUCACCUUCACCACGUUCCGCCACGCCGGCCUCCGCGACCCGCGCGACGACGGCGGCGCGUGCGUCGUCGCCGGGCGGCUCCGGUUCGAGUACCUGCGGCGAUCGCCGGAGGACGACGACCCGGGCCGCUACCAGGACCCCAGCGACAUGCUGCGCCACGUCGCGGACGAGGGCCCCGCGGCGCUGGCCGGCCUCAUCCGGCGCCAGGCCCGCGCGGGGCGGCCCGUGGCGUGCGUCGUGAACAACCCCUUCGUGCCGUGGGCGCACGACGUGGCCGGGGGCAUGGGCAUCCCGUGCGCGAUGCUGUGGAUCCAGUCCUGCGCCGUGCUCUCGCUGUACCGCCACUUCUACAGCUCCCCCGAGGCCUUCCCCUCCGAGGCCGACCCGGACGCGCCGGUCGCGGUGCCGGGCCUGCCGGCGGUGGCCGCCGACGAGCUGCCGCUCAUGGUUCGCCCCGAGUACGCGCGGAACCUGUGGGGCGACAUGCUCAGGGCGCAGCUCGGAGGGGUCGGGAAGACGGUGUCCUGGGUGCUGGUCAACACCUUCUACGGGCUCGAGCGGUCGGCCAUCGAGGCGCUUCGCCCCCACACGCCGGUGGCGCCCGUCGGUCCGCUCCUGGAGCACGACCACCACUACGGCGACGACGACGAUCCUGCGGCGGCAGAUGACGACGACGACGGCUGCGUGGCGUGGCUGGACGCGCAGCCGCCCCGCUCCGUGGUGUACGUGGCGUUCGGCAGCCUCGUGAACAUCGGCCGCGGCGAGAUGCUGGCCGUGGCGGAGGGCCUGGCCGGCGCCGGCAGGCCCUUCCUGUGGGUGGUGCGCGACGACAGCCGCGAGCUCCUCCCGGAGGGCGCGCUCGCGGCCUGCAGCGGCAGGGGCAAGAUCGUGGCGUGGUGUCCGCAGGGGCGCGUGCUCGGACACGGCGCCGUCGGGUGCUUCGUCACGCACUGCGGGUGGAACUCGGUCGCGGAGGCGCUCGCCGCGGGCGUGCCCAUGGUCGGGUACCCGUGGUGGUCCGACCAGUUCACCAACGCCAAGCUGCUGGUGGAGGAGUACAAGGUCGGCGUCCGGCUGCCCACGCCGGCGACGCGGGACGCCCUCCGUGGGUGCGUCGACGAGGUGAUGAGCGGGCCACAGGCGGCGGCGUUCCGGAUGAGAGCGAUGGCGUGGAAGGAGGAAGCGACAGCGUCCGUUGCCGAUGGCGGGUCCUCGGACCGGAACCUGCAGGCUUUUGUUGAAGAUAUCCGUCGGUGUCAUGAGAAAAGAUCUGAAGGCAAAACAUUUUGUCUGUAAGUUUUACCAAUCAGUGUCAGAACCGCUCGCAGCUUCAGAUUGUUGCGAUGACAAGAUCAAAAUGGAAUCGUGAAAAAGAUUGCAAAAUAAGAAAUUAAGAAUCUUUCCAAAUUAAGCAUCAGAAUGUUCUU
Panicum hallii is the source of this 1538-nucleotide messenger RNA. RefSeq names its product gallate 1-beta-glucosyltransferase-like. Bases 1 to 1407 code for a protein of 468 amino acids. The transcript has a single exon. Lineage: Eukaryota; Viridiplantae; Streptophyta; Magnoliopsida; Poales; Poaceae. The record is from RefSeq and is a predicted model, not a curated record. Gene Ontology annotation, molecular function: UDP-glycosyltransferase activity.